This is a messenger RNA of Episyrphus balteatus (marmalade hoverfly), 1435 nucleotides long. Its product is annotated as serine protease easter-like. Gene Ontology annotation, biological process: proteolysis. Gene Ontology annotation, molecular function: serine-type endopeptidase activity. The record is from RefSeq and is a predicted model, not a curated record. The transcript is spliced from 4 exons. NCBI's taxonomy places the organism in Eukaryota, Metazoa, Arthropoda, Insecta, Diptera, Syrphidae. Bases 179 to 1369 code for a protein of 396 amino acids.
UUGGAUUAGUCUUGGUCGGUUCGUCUUUCGAUUUUCGUUUCACUCGUAGUCUUGACAUUAUCUCUUUCAACGAGAAAUAUAAAUUAAAGUUAUAUAUGUAAAAUAUAAUCAACGUUUAAUACCAGAAGUCAGAAUAUUAUUUUAUUUUUUUGCAAACUUGAUUGCGCUGCCUUGCAGGAUGAUAAGGAAAUCACAUAUUUUUUGUAUUGCGGCUGUUGUAAUUGUCAGUUUCAUAUCACUGACCAGUGCACAAUUUUAUCAUCCGCCCGAUCUACCCGUAGAAAAUGUUGUUAACUAUGGACGAUGCAUAACGCCAAAUUCAGAGCGUGCUCUGUGCAUACACUUGGAACAAUGCACAUAUCUUUAUAAUUUGCUGACUAAAAAACCAUUAUUAGAAGCUGAUAGAAAUUUCCUUCAACGUAGCCAAUGUGGCUCAAAUAAUGGAAAAGUUUUAAUCUGUUGUCCAGAACGACAAAUUGGGCCUCAACCAUCACCAGCUCCAGAUAGUACCGAAACAAGAUUGCGAUCAAAUCUUCCCGAACCCGGUCAGUGUGGUAACGUUAUUUCAAACCGAAUUUACGGUGGCAACGUAACAAAAAUUGACGAAUACCCAUGGAUGGCAUUGAUUGAGUAUAAUAAAGGUGGAAAUUCAAACGGGCAUCAUUGUGGUGGAAGUUUGAUCAACAACCGAUAUGUUUUGACAGCUGCGCAUUGCAUAAGCGCCAUACCUGAAACAUGGAAACCUUCCCGAGUUCGUCUAGGUGAAUGGGACACUGCAACAGAUCGUGACUGUGAAGUAGACACUCGUGGUUUUGAAGACUGUGCUGAUCCUCAUGUUGAUGUCACAAUCGAGAAAGUUAUUCCUCACGAACAAUAUGUAGCUUCAUCAAAAAGUCAACCCUACGAUAUUGCCUUGAUACGUUUAUCACGUAACGUAGACUAUACCGAUUUCAUUCGACCAAUUUGUUUGCCACUUAAAGAUAUCCUCAAACGAUCAACAUUUGAUGGAAGCAAAAUGGAUGUUUCCGGUUGGGGAAAAACAGAACACGGAACAUCGAGUAAUGUUAAACUUAAGGCUGAAGUUCCAGUUGUACCGCUGAAUGAAUGCCAACGUGUUUAUAGCCAACGCAGUGUCGAUUUAGGAAGCACACAAAUGUGUGCUGGUGGCCAACAAGGUAUUGAUUCUUGUCGUGGUGAUUCAGGUGGGCCACUUAUUGGAUUGGAUUCGUCCAAUAAACAGCGAGUUUACUAUUUCAUUGCUGGAGUAGUAUCAUUUGGGCCGACUCCGUGUGGAUUGCAAGGAUGGCCAGGAGUUUAUACAAGAGUCAGUGAUUAUACUGAUUGGAUUCAGCAAAAUAUUGAACCAUAAAUUUUGUUUGAAUUUACAAAAAGACGAAGUAUAUUUUUGUAAAAAAUAAAGUAAUCUAAUAGAAUA